CGAACUGCGCCCAGCGCGGGCACGGAGCCUCCCACCGCCAGCAACCUGCGGCCCGGGAGAAGAGCCAGCACAGUGACAGCGCCUCACCGCCACCAGUCCCCGGACCACCAUGGCCAAGAACCGCAGGGACAGGAACAGUUGGGGUGGGUUUUCAGAAAAGACAUAUGAAUGGAGCUCAGAAGAGGAGGAGCCAGUGAAAAAGGCAGGGCCAGUCCAAGUCCUCAUCGUCAAAGAUGACCAUUCCUUUGAGUUAGAUGAAACUGCACUUAAUCGGAUCCUUCUCUCAGAGGCUGUCAGGGACAAGGAGGUUGUUGCUGUGUCUGUUGCUGGAGCAUUUAGGAAAGGAAAAUCAUUCCUGAUGGACUUCAUGUUGAGAUACAUGUACAACCAGGAAUCAGUCGAUUGGGUUGGAGAUUACAAUGAACCAUUGACUGGUUUCUCAUGGAGAGGUGGGUCUGAACGAGAGACCACAGGAAUCCAAAUAUGGAGUGAAGUCUUCCUCAUCAAUAAACCUGAUGGCAAGAAGGUUGCAGUGCUAUUGAUGGAUACUCAGGGAACCUUUGAUAGCCAGUCAACUCUGAGAGAUUCGGCCACGGUAUUUGCACUUAGCACAAUGAUCAGCUCAAUACAGGUAUAUAACUUAUCCCAGAAUGUCCAGGAGGAUGAUCUUCAGCACCUCCAGCUUUUCACUGAAUAUGGCAGACUGGCGAUGGAAGAAAUAUUCCUGAAGCCAUUUCAGAGUCUGAUAUUUCUUGUUCGGGAUUGGAGUUUCCCAUACGAAUUUUCAUACGGAGCCGAAGGCGGCUCCAAAUUCUUGGAAAAACGCCUCAAGGUCUCAGGGAACCAGCAUGAAGAACUACAGAAUGUUCGAAAACACAUCCAUUCCUGUUUCACCAAAAUUUCCUGUUUUCUGCUACCUCAUCCUGGCUUAAAAGUAGCUACCAAUCCAAACUUUGAUGGAAAACUGAAAGAAAUAGAUGAUGAAUUCAUCAAAAACUUGAAAAUACUCAUUCCUUGGCUACUUAGUCCUGAGAGCCUAGAUAUUAAAGAGAUCAAUGGGAACAAAAUCACCUGCCGAGGUCUGGUGGAGUACUUCAAGGCUUAUAUAAAGAUCUAUCAAGGUGAAGAAUUACCACAUCCCAAAUCCAUGUUACAGGCCACAGCAGAAGCUAACAAUUUAGCGGCCGUAGCAACUGCCAAGGAUACAUACAACAAAAAGAUGGAAGAGAUUUGUGGUGGCGACAAACCAUUUCUGGCACCUAAUGACCUACAGACCAAACAUUUGGAGCUUAAGGAAGAAUCUGUGAAGCUAUUCCGAGGGGUGAAGAAGAUGGGUGGGGAGGAAUUUAGCCGGCGUUACCUGCAACAGCUGGAGAGUGAAAUAGAUGAACUUUACAUCCAGUAUAUCAAGCACAAUGAUAGCAAAAAUAUCUUCCAUGCAGCUCGUACCCCAGCCACACUGUUUGUCGUCAUCUUUAUCACUUACGUGAUUGCUGGUGUGACUGGAUUCAUUGGCUUGGACAUCAUAGCUAGCCUAUGCAAUAUGAUAAUGGGACUGACUCUUAUCACCCUGUGUACCUGGGCAUACAUCCGGUACUCUGGAGAAUACCGAGAGUUGGGGGCUGUAAUAGACCAGGUGGCUGCAGCCUUGUGGGACCAGGGAAGUACAAAUGAGGCUUUAUACAAGCUUUACAGUGCAGCAGCAACCCACAGACAUCUGUAUCAUCAAGCUUUUCCUGCGCCAAAGUCAGAAUCUACUGAACAAUCAGAAAAGAAGAAAAUUUAAUCUAAAUUUUUAGAAAUACAGGUGCAUGACCAACUGUCAGUUAAAUACUCAGUUUUCUGUCUCCAUGCAAACAUUCAAAGUGCUUCUAUCAGGACAGAGUAAAAUACCGAGCUCCUCUGAAAACUUCGAAAUGGUUUAGUUCUUUUACUUCAGUGUUUAAUAAGCAGAUGUAUGUAUGCAUGGUUAUAUCACUUUGUUAACAUGUACAGUUUCCUGAUUUUGUCUUCAAAUAUGCUGUUAUAAUUUCAAGUAUUUGUCUAUUUAUGAUGACAGUACAUGUGUUCUGCUUGAAUUUACUAAAUUCUACUACUGGGUUAUAAUUAAACCAUGUAAGUAAUAUUA
Lynx canadensis (Canada lynx) is the source of this 2128-nucleotide messenger RNA. It is a transcript of the gene ATL1, whose product is annotated as atlastin GTPase 1. Lineage: Eukaryota; Metazoa; Chordata; Mammalia; Carnivora; Felidae. The transcript is spliced from 14 exons. Gene Ontology annotation, molecular function: GTP binding; GTPase activity. The record is from RefSeq and is a predicted model, not a curated record. Bases 110 to 1786 code for a protein of 558 amino acids. Gene Ontology annotation, biological process: protein homooligomerization; endoplasmic reticulum organization.